Molecule: messenger RNA, 243 nt
Organism: Pyricularia oryzae 70-15
Lineage: Eukaryota; Fungi; Ascomycota; Sordariomycetes; Magnaporthales; Pyriculariaceae
Exons: 3
Coding region: 1-243 (80 amino acids)
Source: RefSeq, a predicted model, not a curated record
AUGUGCACCUAUCAAUAUAUGGACUACAGCUGUGGCCACAGGAGGACCAUCGUCGCAGAGUGGUGUGGCAGGUAUAGGAAUACCCUCCAGUCGCACAUCCGAUGUCGGCCAGAGAUACCCUACUAUACCAGGAACGACCAAAUAUGCUCUCAUUGCCACGAGCAACUAAACCCAAGGACUGUCCCAUGGAUGCCCUCGCGUGAGGCGCGUGGCGGUUCUCGCAGCCCUCCUAGGGGCUUUUGA